Molecule: messenger RNA, 1928 nt
Organism: Merops nubicus (carmine bee-eater)
Lineage: Eukaryota; Metazoa; Chordata; Aves; Coraciiformes; Meropidae
Product: neuron navigator 2-like
Exons: 9
Biological process (GO): nervous system development; neurogenesis
Molecular function (GO): protein binding
Source: RefSeq, a predicted model, not a curated record
AUUUAUACGGAUUGGGCUAAUCACUAUCUAGCAAAAUCGGGUCACAAGAGAUUGAUAAAGGAUCUACAGCAAGAUGUGACUGAUGGAGUCUUGUUAGCUGAAAUAAUCCAGGUUGUAGCAAAUGAAAAGAUUGAAGACAUCAAUGGCUGCCCAAAAAACAAAUCUCAAAUGAUUGAAAACAUAGAUGCAUGCCUGAGUUUCCUGGCUGCUAAGGGGAUUAACAUACAGGGGCUGUCAGCAGAAGAAAUCAGGAAUGGGAAUCUAAAGGCAAUCUUGGGCCUUUUCUUCAGUUUAUCUCGAUACAAGCAACAGCAACAGCAGCCACAGAAACAGCAAGCACAGCACCAUCCGUGCCAGCAGCCUCCCCCCGUGUCUCAGCAAGCGGGGCCCCCAUCCCAGUGCCAGACUCCGUGCCAACAGCCCCUGCAGCACCAGUUUAAAGCACAACCAGAAAUGCAGUCCAGACUCCCAGGCCCCACCACGAGGGUGUCCACUGCGGGCAGUGAGGCCAAGGCUCGUGGUUCUAUCAGUGCCAACAAUCGUCGCAGCCAGAGCUUUAACAAUUAUGACAAAUCUAAGCCUGGGCUUCCCCCUCCAACAGCAGCAACUUGCAACGACAAAGAGCCUGCAGAGAGUACAGCCUCCCAGCCCACAGGAAUGAAUGACAAUGUCUCAUCCUCAGUUCAGAGCUGCAGCAGUACUGUUAGUUGCACGAACUCCUCAGCCAUCCCUCAGCCCAGCUCUGCUAUCAAACCCUGGCGCAGCAAGUCCCUCAGUGCCAAGCACACGGCUACGUCUUCCAUGUUAUCCGUCAAGCAGCCCGUAGCAGAGCCUCCAAAACCACCCUCAGAAAUGGCCAAAACGACUCCCAACGGUCAAAAAUCCAUGCUUGAGAAACUAAAACUCUUCAAUAGCAAAGGAGGUUCCAAAGCAGGAGGGACAGCACUCGAGUGCCCGGCAUCUCGGGAGAACAGCUGUGAAAAGCUGGAGACCCUUCUCAGCUUCGAGGAGAGCGAAGAAAUCGAUGCCACGAAUCAGAAUGUGAACAAUCCGGGAUCCAUGUCCAGUAGCCCCAAAAUUGCACUCAAGGGAAUUGCACAAAGGACUUUUAGCCGGGCGCUAACUAAUAAGAAGAGCUCUCCAAAGGGUAAUGAGAAAGAGAAACAGAAAGAGAAGGAUAAAUGUAAAGACAUGGCAAAGAGAACAUCUAUCACAGAAAAGCUGGACCUGAAAGAGGAACCGAAAGAAGAGCAGACAGCACUAACAACAACAGAGAUGCCAAAAAAAUCUUCCAAGAUCGCAAGCUUUAUCCCUAAAGGAGGAAAGCUGAACAGUGCCAAGAAGGAGGCCUCUGCCCCUUCGCACAGCGGGAUACCAAAACCAGGAAUGAAAACCACCACAGGGAAAUCCUCAAGUGCCCCCGCUCCUGCAAAGGAAGGUGAGAGAAGCCGCAGCGGGAAAGCCGGCUCGGGGCUCGCUCAGAAGUCCCAGCUGGACAGCAGGCAUUCCAGCUCCUCGUCCAGCCUAGCCUCUUCAGAAGGCAAAGGUGUAGGAGGCCUCAACAGCAGCAGCAGCAGCCAAGCCAUCAACGGACCCGCCGCCACAACCCACACCACAGGGAGCAAUACUGUGAGUGUGCAGCUACCUCAGCCCCAGCAGCAAUACAGCCACCCCAACACUGCCACCGUCGCUCCCUUCAUGUACAGGUCACAGACAGACAAUGAAGGGAACGUAACAGCCGAGGCCAGCACAGGAGGGGUCAGCAUGGAUUCUGCUCUUUAUGUCAAAACUGCACAGCCUGCUCUGGAAGACUUCGCAGGAGAGGAUCCAGAGACUCGGCGGUUACGCACUGUGAAGAACAUCGCUGACCUUCGGCAGAACCUGGAGGAAACCAUGUCCAGCCUACGGGGAACCCAGGUCACUCACAG